This is a messenger RNA of Salvelinus fontinalis (brook trout), 729 nucleotides long. It is a transcript of the gene dthd1, whose product is annotated as death domain containing 1. NCBI's taxonomy places the organism in Eukaryota, Metazoa, Chordata, Actinopteri, Salmoniformes, Salmonidae. The record is from RefSeq and is a predicted model, not a curated record. The coding region runs from base 1 to 729 and encodes 242 amino acids. The transcript has 3 exons.
AUGCGUCCCUCCUUCUUGACUACCCUGGGGGAGGAGGUGGAGGAUUCUGUGCUGCGCACCAUGGUGUCCAUAGUGCUCAAGCGGCCGAGGGAGAACCCCCACAUGGCCCUGGUAGCUGCCCUGCCCAGCAGAGACCUAUCCUGGAAGCAGUGCAAACUCCGGGCGCGGGGCUACUGUGGCCUUCCUGAGCCCUCGCUAGAGAUCCCCAUGUGCGAGGUGGAGCAACUGCUCCUGUCCUUCAUUGGGAAGAUCAACCAAUCCUACAUGACUACUCAAGAAAAUAAAGUUGUCAGAAAUGUUAGGAGUCAAAGCAGCCAACAUGAUGGAUGGGGCGUAUGUGAGCGAAUCACCUUCCACAGCCAGAGGAAGAACCGCCUCCACCUGCGUCUAACCGAGGUGGACCCGUUUGGGAACAACAGCACGCCCCACUACAAAGGGAUGGCCGUCUUCCACAAGAUAACCAGGGAUCAGCUGGAGUGGAGAGAGGACAAGGCUGUGAGUUACAACAAUCUUUCCUCUCCUCCACAUCCCCUGUUCGACUCCACCCUGUACUGGCUCUCUGAGGAGCUCUCAGAGGAAGAUGCAGCCCUGCUGGUCCUCUCCUUCCGCCUGCGCUGUAGCUCCAUCCAGUUGGUGAGGCUGCAGGCCCCAGACAGCCUGGCCGCUCAGGCCUACCACGUCAUCGGUCUGUGGAGGAGGGGGCUCCCUGCUACCCCACACUCAGCCUAG